GCUGACAGUCGGAAUCCAGCGAGCGAGCCGAGCAGGAUCCGGUGAAGAACGAACGUCGGCCGAAGAAGAAUCUCCGACAGAGCAAGAAGAGCGGAGCGGAACCGAGCCGAGGAAGAAGAAGAAACAAGCGAGCGAGCAGCAGCGAGUGCCAUGACGGACGACGAUCGCUCCUCCUGUCGAUGCCUGUCGCCUUCGAACCGGAGCCCCGCCGACGACGAGCAGGUCGCUCAGAUCUUUUCUUUUCCGAGCGCUUUGCUUUGGCGAUUCUGGAGUUCGAGUCGCGGCGCUACUCCGGCUUCCGCUCACUGUCGAUCCUCAGCGGCGGCAUUCUGCAUUCGAAAAGAUUUCGAUCCGAAUCCUCCCCUCGGCGCGAGAUGGAGCGCAAGAUUCAGUAGUCGGAGUUUAGGAGAUGGAGCGCUUGCUGGCUAAUUGGUUGUGGAUUAGGGUUGUCGCCGGGAAAGCGAGGAAUUUGAUCGAUGCAGGGGCGAAUUUCGAGGGCGGAGAUGUGCAGGCGGUGUGGGCUUAGCUGAGAGCGGGGGUGCAAAUGUGAUCGCACGGGACUGGUGAGGAGUGCUGGUGCAAGUGCGCGUUUUAUUUUGGGAUUUUUUUCGAAUUUGCAGCGGCGAUGGAAGUGGCUGCAAAUCGAGCCACAAUGGACACGGGUGACUGAAGAAAGGAGAGCCAUGCAUUGUACGAAGGAUGUAAUGUGGUUUUCUGGUUCCCACAGGUUUGGGCUGUUGUGACACAUGCUCCUCUUAUGAAAAUGAGCGGUGGUGGGAAAGAUGCAGUGCCUGCCCCUGCGCCGAGUGGUCCGGGCAGGGGAAGGCCGAAGAAGGUCAGGCCAAGAGAGAGUGAACCGGCCGGAGUUGUAUCAGGGAUUGGCGCAGAAGUGAAGAGGAGAAGAAAAAUCGCCACUGCAGGCGGAGACACCCGAGAAUUGGGAGCUAGCACAGCAGGAGCUUCAGCUGAACAGGAGACAAGCUCAGUCGAGCUCAAAAAUGCUGAUCAGGCCAACACUCGAGUCAAUGCCCGUAGUCAAAAGCAUCCUAUGAACAAACGGAAGCAAAAUGAGCUUUAUCCCGGUGGGAGCGAUGGGGGAAUUGGGUCUGUACUAGAUCAUGGCAGAGAGGUAGAAAGUCAGGAUGACGGGAAAGGAACGGCCCUGGACUUGGUGCUCAAAGUUCAUGGCGUGGUUGUCCACGCAACAGAACGAGCUGCUGCAUUCCCUGGGGAAACCGGGCAGGGUUCCUUGGGGGAAUCCAAUUUGUGUGCUUGCUGUUCGAAGCCUGAAGUUUCCAAACAAACAAUUGUCUGUGACGGAUGUGAGAGGAGCUUUCACAUUACGUGCUUGAAGCUCGCUCUGCAAUCUGCUACCGACAUCGAUGACUGGAUUUGUACUUCUUGCUCCGCCUCCUAUCCGGAAUCGGAAGUCUCUGCUGGUGUCUCGAAAGCCGUGAGGGAAAACCUGGAACGAAUACUAUUUAGUCGAGAGAGGAAGACAUCUGAUGAUGAUGUAGGUGUGCAUAAUGAAGUCCCAGGAACAGCUUGUAGUAGUGUGGGUGUCAGUCAAUCAGAGGUGCCCGUGGCAGCAACAUCAGAGCACACUGAGCAAGAUUUGGUUCACACUAAUGGGCCAAAUGUUCCUGACGGCGAUCAGCAGAGGCAGGAUUCUUCAAAUCAAAGCGUACCCCCCGAGACCGAUUCCUUGGAUCCAGAGAAAGCCAACAAUAAAGUUUCGGAAAGUAUUUCACGGAAGAGUGUCGAAGAUGAUUUGGAUAGAAGUAUGGCGUCUGAUUCUGUAGAAGAGGUUACAAAGGCCGAGCAAGCCAAAUCACCGGAAGCUGAAAUAGGUCCUUUAAAUGUCACUGUGGUGCCGGACAGCCCUGGACCGUCUACGGCGUUCACAGAGAUCACUUUGGCAGAGAGUGCAUCAGAGAUAGUUGAGCUAUCAGAGGAAAUCCAACCUACCCGAGCAGAGGAAAGUUCAUGUGUCAACGAAGUAAUGCUUUCAGUCCCGGCAGGAAUGUCAACCGUAUCAGGUCCAAAGGUCUCUUGUACUAUUGUUGAAGAGUGCGCCGAGGGAGGAAAGCAUUCUAUUUUAGCAGAAUCAUCGUCCUUGGUUGAAAGCCGGCCGCACGUCAUUCUAGAGGAACUUCAAGUCACUGAAGCAAGCACGUCGAUGCUAUCUUCCGUUGAACCGACAGUGGUAAUUGAGAAGGAGGUGACAUGUGUAUCCACUCUAGAAGUAAUAACAAGUGUGUCUGAUAUUGAGCUGCCUGUCCCCGUAGAGGACCCGGAAGUUUUGAAUGAUAUGAAUCAGGCAGAUUCGUCAGCGGAGCCUACAGUAGCACGGGAGGAGAAAAUUAUGGAUAGCGUAGUUGCAGGACAGAUCAUGCCAGUGGUUGAGAGCAAUUUGUCCGGGAGUCCAGACGAGAGUGAAGACUCUAGUAUAAGUUUGUCAACAAAAUCCUCACCGGAUCUCACAGUUGCGAAGGAGGUAGCGCAAGCGAGUCCUGUGCUGGAUUCAAGGGAGGCAGACAACGCUGCUGUCGAAAGAGUACCGGAUGAGCCUGGUUCGAUGACAGAAGUUACACAUGUACAAUUGAGCGGAACCUUCAUGCUUCAAGAAUCUGACGAUAGCCUUAAGUGCAUAAGCACCGAUAAUCUGGCCCCGGAUGAGACAUUAUGUACCACUAAGCCGUCUGAAACCGAAGAGAAGGGAGAGAGAAUGAACGGAAGUAGAUUGUUGGAACAUAUUCCAGAAGGUCUUAUGUGUGAACCCAGAAACGCCGGGGAACCUGUGGGGGUUUUGGAGCUUGGAGGUCAGAAUGUUUUUUCCACUUCUCCUCGUGUUGCUACCAGCCCGACCAGCUCUGCAGACGUGGCUGGUGUGCGGCCAGAAUGUCAGCAGUCAAAGAAGUCACGGAAUAAGAGUCCUAUCGGAUAUCCUGAUAGAGUGAGCAUUACAUCUGUGGGUCCAAACAGCACCCCGGCCAGGAAAGGCAGAGAAGAAGCUUCACCAUCGGGAACUGAUGAUCCGCAAUUAAAAAAAUUUGCAGUGGAUACAUUACAGCAGCUCAGGGAUUCCAUCAGAGAGAAGCAUGGUUUAGUGCUAGCUGAGGGAUGGGAGGUUGAUGUGAAGAGGAGGAGGAAUGAGAAGCACUUGGAUAAGUAUUACAUUUCGCCUGAAAAGCAUCGAUUUCGAUCACGGAUAGAGGUUAUGAAGCAUCUGGGACUAUGGGAUGGCUUGAAGUCCAAUUUAUUUGAUAAAUCGAAAGCAAAGCAUGAGGUUCAAACACCUCAAUCCAAGGAAUGGUUGUCAUUGCUCCAACAGUUGUCUAGAAGGCAUGAGGAGUUGCAACCGCCUUUCAAGCUUGGAGAUCUGGUUAUCGAAUCACUUGGGCACAUCGCUUUACAACGGAGAUACUGGGACGAACUUCACAUUUGGCCUGUUGGGUAUCGAUGCACGUGGCAUGAUCGAACCACGUCGUCUUUCUGCGUGAGCGAAGUUGCUGAUGGUGGAAGCUCGCAACCUAUUUUCCGAGUAAGCAGGAAGUUCUGUCUGACAGUGGUAGAGUUGGGUGACGUGAAAGGAGCCCCAGUGGACGUCAACGUGGACAUUCCUGAGAAGACUAGGAAAGACUCGCCGACAAAAGAAGUGGGAACUAAAACCAGUCCAGUCGAUAAUCCAUCUUCUGGAUUUCACAGAGUAAAAAACCCGUUUGGCAGCGUAUACGAUGUCGAGGAGGAGGAGUCAUUGAAAGCACUUCUUGGUGACAUGGAAAGCUUUCCAUCGACUGUCCAAUAUGAAAAUGUGAAGGUUUGUGAAGACAGCCGAAUUGCAGAUGGAACUUGUAAUCCUGACACGACGGCUGUUUUAGAAAAGCGCGAUGAUCGGCAACCACGAGAUAUAAUAGGUGAAUUUUCAGUAGAGGCAUCCUCUACGGCUGAGGCUUGGAAGCUUUAUGCAGAGCAAUUCGUGGAACGCUUUCAGAAAGCGUCUGAGAACUUUGGGCCUUUACUGAUGAUGUGCACACACGAAACACCUGCAGCUGUAGAACCAGUGACUAGACAGGAUCUUGAGUCCAAAGACCUGUUGCAAACGCUUUCGCAAGAUCGAUUUGGAUUGAACGAAACUCUGGUUAUAGGACUGAUUGAAAGGUUGUUAAAUUCGGAUAAAUGCUCUGGUUACAAGUCACUCAAACAGCGAGGCCUUUCAUGGAGAGCGCAGGAACCAGUUGAAGUCACUGUUCAACCCCCACGUUUGAGAAUAAGGGAGAAGGCAAGGAAGCACAGAAAAGCUCCUGAAGUCUCAGUUGAAGACGGGACCGGAGCUGCGGAGCUGGCGGAUGUUAUUGUCAAAGAUGCUAUUGGUAAAGAUGAUAUUGGUAAAGAUGCUAUUGGUAAAGAUGCUAUUGGUAAAGAUGGAGCAGAUGUCUCAGUUCUUCGAGGAGAGCGGCCGCCUCCUCCUCCAGGUCACUCCCUUAGACUGAGGUUGCCAUCCGAAUAUGUUGGGGACGUCCUGCAGAUUUGGGAAUUUCUCGGCCGGUUUUCAAACCUUAUUGGCUUUCCUCAGCCUCCCAUGCUCGAGGACUUGGAAAAAGGCCUCAUCUGUGGGUCAGCAAGUGUAAGCGCUUGUGUAGAUGCAAGCCCACCACUCGAAGUUGGAACUGAUUGCAUGGCAGCUAAUCGCAAGUUUCAGUCUGACAAAAGGCGUGAUUCAAUCCGUAACUUGGACAUUCCAGAUGUGGCACCAAGAAGCACCAGUGCUGAUACCUCUGGAAGUCCACGAACUCCAAUGAAGAGUCUCCUUCCUGGACGCACUCUGUUGUCGAGCACCACGCAGGGGUCUCAACAGAAUGAUGUAAGCCGCGUGGAGCGCCUUUGGGACGAAGAUGGUAAGACAGUAUCUGGAUGCCUAUCUAAUGAUGGAAACUCUUUGAUGGAAUUCGAACCUGAUGUUGUAAAGGGAAGAGCCGUCUGUGCCGAUGUUCAUCCAAAGUCGGAAUCAAAGGUGAUGGAUGAACGAGGAAUUGCGUCUGCAGCAUCUCUUCAUGUACCGUUGAUGAAGUUCUUGUUAUCUGAUCUACAAUCGAAGGUUUGUGGAUUCGAGGAAUUUCCCGGUGAUUCGGAGGAGUCUAAGCACAAAAGGGGAAGGAAGCGGAUCCGAGAUACCGGCUCAAACUUAACUCUUGGAAGAGAGAAGUUGAUAGGUUCUUUUUCCAUAAACGAAGUUACUUGGCCUGAGGUUGCCCGCCGAUAUAUCAUAUCUCUGUCGAGAAUCUCGAAGAUCGGCGAGAAUGCCGAAUACAGGAGAGAGGAAUGUAUGAAGAUUUUAAGGUGCAUACAAGGGGAUGGAGGAGUUCUUUGUGGAGCUCUUGAUGGAGUGGCAGGAAUGGAAAUUGAUGCACAGUUACUAGCAGAAGCAGAGAAGGAGAUAUCCACGUUGAUGCUUGGAAAUGAAGACACAGCAGCUCCCACUACACCGCCUCAAAACGGCGCCUCCAGAGAAGUAGUUGAGGAAGCCCGCGGUCAGGAUUCAUCUGGUGAAAGUGCUCUCUGGGUCAAGCUUCUGGAUCCAAUUGCAAAGCUUCCCACCAAUGUCGGAUCGCGAAUCCGAAACCGGGUUAUUGAUGCGCUUGCAGCAAACCCCCCUGCAUGGGCAGCUGAGAUGCUGACAUACUCCAUUAGUAAGAAAGUGUACAAAGGAAAUGCUUCUGGGCCAACCAAAAGAGCGGUCAUGGAAGUGCUGCACAAGUAUCGAGGCGAGGAUCCAGAUCCGAAGUUGAAAAAGACCAAGAAACAACGAAAGCGAGUUCUACCUUCCCCAGAAGUCGUCAUGCAGCGAUGUCGUAUCGUACUUCGACAAGUAGCAACAGCGGACACACUCCGUGUCGUCUCUAAAAGCUACAGGUGUAUGACAAAUUUUUAUGAAAGCGAAGGGGAAGGUUUACUUGCACGACCUCUUGACUUUCGUGCCAUCGAUCUGAGGCUAGGUGCUGGAGCGUAUGGAACAUCUCCGGAUGCAUUUGCUGCAGACGUGAAGCAGAUCUGGAGAAAUGUUGCUACGCUCUAUGAUAGUGGCAGCAUCGAAGCCUCAGCUGCAAGCGAGCUAGCGGAGCUUUUUAAUACUUUAUAUAACAAACAGGUUCUUGUAUUUCAAAGAGGUGGAGAUCAGGCAGCUCUGACAGGAUCGGAUGGUCAGAAUGCUGGAGACCUGAAUCAGGAGAGCGAAAAGAACCCCGCUGAUUCUGAGAAGCCACCAGGAUCCGAUGUGAACAAACCUGUCAAAGCACCGUGGGAAGAUGAUUCUUGCCAAGUUUGUGGCAUCGACGACGAUCACGAUAAUGUUCUUCUCUGUGAUGGUUGUGAUGCUGAAUAUCACAUUUACUGCUUAAAUCCACCUCUGCCAGAGGUUCCGGAUGGAAACUGGUUUUGCCACUCUUGCGUUGCCGUUGACACGGGCUUUCUGGAGGCACCCUCCGCUCCGGAAAGUGGCUCAGAAGCUAAAUUACUGGACAAGCAAGAAGAUCACCAUCAGUUGAGGGGACAAUGUUUUGAGGACAUAACUGAGAAGGACCAGCUGCGGAGGUCAGACGCCUCAGUACAUUCAGCUCUGCGUGCUCUCGUCCUGAAGCUCGCCGAGACAGACUACUGGCAUCUGACGUUGGCAGAAAGAGUCUACUUGCUGAAGUGGCUAUGUGACCAAGCGUUGGAAACCCCGAAGCUGAGGUCUCACCUGGAGAAGAGCAUGGAAGUAGCACUCGACCUACAACAAAGGCUUCGAACGUUACUGGUGGAGCGUCGGAGGAAUGCUGAUCAAGAUGAUGCAAGGCCUGACAGCUCUAGAGAGGGACCUAGGGAGGUGAACAUUUUGCCAAUAUUUCAAGCUCGAGGUGCGAAUUCCAAGAGACCAGAUGAAUUUGAUGAAGAAUCAUCUGUACAGGUGGACGUAGUAGACGGGUUGUCAGUCUCAGGCCUGUCUACUGGUGCAGUUGGAAUGAGUAGGGUCCUACAAUCUGACCCUACGGAGUUUGUCUGGCCCGAGGGGCAUGCAGCUCUGUUGGCAACCGGAGCGGUUAGGCCGAACGACCCGAGUGGUAGCACUGGUUCAGCGAAACUGUCACGGGGAGAGCAAGAGGAGAAGGAUGUUGCAUCUGAUCAGUCCACACAAAUUGCUGUAUUUCAGCCAAUGGAGGUGGAUUGUUUUCCAAGCUCCGCGCUCUUAAGGAGUGUUGUCCCGUUGAAGGAAGGACCCAAGGGAGGGGUUCAAGCCUGCAGUAGCGAACGGAUUGUGGAGUCUGGUGAUCUGAAAGUCGUGGGUACACCAACUGGGGUAUCUGCUGAUAGGAUUAGGAAAAACGCGGAAAGUCCUGUACAUUGUAGUCCUCUUAUUGUUGUUGAGCCUAGGAAUCUAACCUCAUCAUGGGAUGAAGUUUUGGAAGCAAGAAGUAAGCGUCCUAAGGACGAGCCACUAGCUUGCCCAGAGGUGGAGGUGGAGGUGGAGUUCGAGGAAACAACCUUGCCUCGCAGUUCGAGCAGUUUCUUGGAUGCAGAAAUAGAGAAGAUCAAGACGAAGCUCAUGCGUGUAAAUAGUCGAAGGGAUCUUCUGGGCAGGGAUGAUAUUGGAAGGAUGUACUGGGGCCUGUGCGGUUCUAGGACCACACCUUGGCUAGCAGUUGAGGCAGCUGAUGCCAGUAACCAAAGCCAAGCAGAAGACAGAGAAGGGCUAACUGCAGGAGCAGAGUCGGUUGUCCCAGUCAACAGCAAUGUACAUAUUCCCCUUGCCGAGAAGUUCAGAAAGGACGACGUCUCCGAGAAGCAAGUUCAGCUCAGCAGACUAGCUGCAGAGGGACUUGCAUCUCACGUUCGUGAGAAUGAGGAGAGAGAUUCUCUUCUGAAUGAAGCGCAGCGGCGACUCGGGGAGGAAGUACCUUGGUUCAUUUAUUCGAAUGGAGCUGUCCUGGAUCAGCUGAUAGAAUGGUUGUCGCCCACGAGUAAUCAGGAGAAGAUGCUGAAGGCGGCACUGCUGCAGUGGAGAAGCUUGCUGUUGGUCUACAGCGGUGCAGGACCUGAGCAGGCGGGAGGGUUAAGAGAAGAACUCUCUGGAUGUUUUGUAAGUGGAAUUUACGGAUCAAACACAUUUGGUGACAUGGGUGUCCGUUCUCAGGUUGUAGCCAAAAGUAGAAGAGGUAUAACGCCGGCUUUGAAAGCAAGCUGUCUUUUGGAGUGGAAACUUGGUCAAGUUAGUGACUCUUCAGUCAAAGGAUCUGCAACAUCUGGCCUGUCCAAGAGGGGACGGAAGAAAAAGAUGCAACAGAGCUCCAAAAUAACACGUUGUGAAUGCUUGGAACCAAUAUGGGCAUCACGAUGCCACUGUUCAACAUGUCACACUACCUACGACACAGAUCUAGAAUUUCAGGCCCAUACAACCGGCGGCACUUGCAGCAAUGCCGGAACCAAAGCUUUUGAACAUGGAGAUCUAAGAUCAGGCAAAAAGUCCGGCCACAGCACCAAAUCCCUAACCUCGACCAAAGUUUUGAAGUCUGCGGUUGCACAGCAGCCGUCCAUAGGAAUAAUUUUACCUCCCGAUGUUUCAAAGAUGCCUAUGGUCAUCCGCGAAUCCAUGAGAGAGCGUAUCAACAGAAUAGGAUGCAUCGCCGAUAAGGGACCGAUUUUUACACCCGGUCUGGCUAUUUCCCCGGCAUUUGAUCCGGCUCUGAUGAUGUUUGAUACUUCACGGGAAUCUAUGUUACUAAUGGCUGGAGAAUCCGUUAGUGUUGAGGGGAUCCUCGGCACCAUAGCGGUUGGAGCGACAUCUUGCAUGAGCCAUGGAGAUGUCGACAAUUCGCUUACCGGUUAUCGGAUCCUUAUAAGCAGUUCGGAAGAUCUACCUGGACCAGCGAUCGAGGCUUCGGAGGGCACGGAGGCUGCGAAGACGAUUGAUCACAUGAAUGCUAGAAAUAUGGUUCCAACAACGAAUAGCGUUGUGCAAGAACAUGCCGGGCUACUAGCCUCGGACGGCAAGGGGCUUACAACAACGAACGAAGACUUUCAGAUGAAUCAAACUCAGCCAGCUGUCUCUGCUCCAAGCUUAGGAAGAACUUUGUCAGGUGCACAUGCUCCUCCAUACGAAUCGAGUGGCAACCUGUCGCGCUGCAAGGCUUACAGCAGAAAUUUUAAGGUGACUGGCAAGCAGUUAACGAUUCCAGAGGCAUCAUUACGACCUCUCGAAGAUGAAGAAGAUCUCGAAAUACUGCAACAGCUCAAGAUGAAGUUGCUCGACAUCGAGGCUGCUGUAUCUCAAGAUAUGAGCGAAAGUGCGCGGGGCUACUCACGUAGACGACAAGCAUGGCGUUCGCUGCUGAAGUUUGCGAAGUCCAUCUACACGAUGGUGCAGGCCGUAGUUCUUCUGGAGCAGAUGAUAUGCGCAGAUUUUUUGAGGACCUCUUGGUGCUACUGGUCUUCUUUCACUGUUGCAGCGAAAACAGCCACUCUGUCGUCUCUGUACCUGAGGGUGUAUGCCCUUGAUGCAGCAAUCGAGUUCGAGAAGUCAGAACAUUACGCAGGAGUAGACUUUACUUUGAUUGAAGGUAUACAGGGAAGAAGGGAAAAAGAGAGAGACGAUAGGAAACAUUCUCAAUCCACGAAAUUCACUGCUCGCAAGAAAAGGAAAGAGGAGGUCAUCGUCAUACUUGAAGGAUAAAGAGUGUGUACAGUAUUGCCGCGUUGUAGGUCGCUUUGGAGUUAGGAAUUUUGGUAUCUGCCUCCCGAUUAUGAGCUGCCGUUCUGCUCCUGAUGCCCCGGGACGUUUCUCCACAUUCAUACCCAUGAAAGAUAGGCGAGGAGGCACCGACCUUUGUGUCACAUUCAUUUGCGACUCAUGAUGUUCCAAACAUCAUACUUGUUCAUAUCUUAUAAAUUAAGUUGAAGGUCCUUGAAGUUGAUCUGGACACCAUUCUCACUGGAGCAGCCCAAAUUGGUGUACACCAUCUCUAAUGGCCUUUUCCGUGACUGUCAUCUCGUUCCCUUUUUGUGUGAUCGGGUAUGAGUAUGUCCAGCCCGAGUUCUCCUUCAAGCAGUUCAUCCUUCCAAGAGUGAACUGCCUUUCCUUUCUGGAGCAGAACUGACGACUGUCUGGAGUGACUGAUCGACAGUCACUCGACUAAAUUAUUCAUACGUGAGACGGAGCUUUCAGCUUUGGUCAAGAAGAAGACCAAGAUGAAUUAUUCUGCGGGCGUUUUCUGAUGGAACGCAAGACUUCGUAAUGUGGUUACCAUCAUUGUGUAAAACACAGUUGUAAGGAUGAUAAGGAGACACUCUGGUAACAUGCUUAUCCGGACAAAGCGGGAUUUCUCAAGAAGGAAAUUUGUUGACGAUGUUGAAAACGAUCUUCGCUGACUGCAAAGAUCAGCGAAGAUCGUAAAAUUUCAGUUCGGUACAAGAAACUUUGUACAACAUUGGAUCACAAACCUCCCGUGAUCACAAAUCCCACGGGGGAAUGCCAUCUGAUCAGUUAGUGUUGUCUCUCAGAAGGCUCAUGGGAAGGUUCUCAAUACGUAGCCAGCUCUUUGUGUAAUUAAAUAGAUGUGCG
Molecule: messenger RNA, 10594 nt
Organism: Marchantia polymorpha subsp. ruderalis
Lineage: Eukaryota; Viridiplantae; Streptophyta; Marchantiopsida; Marchantiales; Marchantiaceae
Source: the annotation of a GenBank genome assembly